Podospora bellae-mahoneyi is the source of this 456-nucleotide messenger RNA. RefSeq lists its product as uncharacterized. The record is from RefSeq and is a predicted model, not a curated record. The transcript is spliced from 2 exons. The coding region runs from base 238 to 456 and encodes 72 amino acids. NCBI's taxonomy places the organism in Eukaryota, Fungi, Ascomycota, Sordariomycetes, Sordariales, Podosporaceae.
GAUCGAGUCAAGAACAAGCCCCCCUCGUCCGCCAUGUGGGAAAACGCACACAAUAUCUUCCCUUAAGGGCUCGGAGGUCGGCCUUUGGCACACACGAGCUCCGGGAGGACGACAUGGAAAAGCCCCACCCGUACCAAGCCAGCGAAACAGAGAAACCCCCACUAGGGCAAGCCACUCACAAUUCGAAUUCGAGAAGCACAGCAGCACAUCACCAACCCAACAUCACCAACAAUCGUCAUGAACACCACAAGAGGCAUGUCAGACGCACAAAGGGCAAUUGAGCUGCAAAUCUGCUCAGACACAGCGACAAGUACCGCCGGCGACACAUUUCGACAAGAGUAUUUGGAUUCUUUCUCUCAAAUGAUAUAUCGACACUACUUCCCAGUUCGGUCGGCUCUCGGUUGCGGGAACACCCUGAUCGGAAACAUCCCAUCGACGCAGGAGCCAGAGGCGUAG